GGCCUGCCCCUGCCCCAAGCGGUUUCGGGGCCAUGUCUCGCUCGACGCUGCAGCCCAGCCAGCAGAAGCUGGCGGAGAAGCUGACCAUCCUGCACGACCGGGGCAUCGGCAUGCUCACACGCCUCUACAACAUCAAGAAGCAAGGACAAGUCUGGAAGGCAUGUGGAGACCCCAAAGCGAAACCAUCCUAUCUCAUCGACAAAAACCUGGAAUCUGCUGUGAAAUUCAUAGUCCGAAAAUUUCCAGCGGUAGAGACGCGCAACAACAAUCAACAGCUUGCUCAGCUGCAGAAAGAAAAAUCAGAGAUUCUGAAGAAUCUGGCUCUAUAUUACUUCACUUUUGUAGAUGUUAUGGAAUUUAAGGACCAUGUCUGUGAACUACUGAAUACAAUCGAUGUCUGCCAGGUCUUCUUUGAUAUUACAGUGAACUUUGACUUAACCAAGAACUACCUAGAUUUGAUAAUCACAUACACAACACUAAUGAUCCUGCUGUCCCGGAUCGAAGAGAGGAAGGCAAUCAUUGGACUGUACAAUUAUGCUCACGAAAUGACCCACGGCUCCAGCGAUCGGGAAUAUCCUCGUCUUGGCCAGAUGAUCGUGGAUUACGAGAAUCCGUUGAAGAAGAUGAUGGAAGAAUUCGUACCCCACAGCAAGUCCCUUUCGGAUGCUUUAAUCUCACUCCAGAUGGUGUAUCCUCGAAGGAAUCUCUCAGCUGACCAGUGGAGAAAUGCACAAUUACUGAGCCUCAUCAGUGCACCCAGCACAAUGCUUAAUCCCGCACAAUCUGACACGAUGCCGUGUGAAUACCUUUCUUUGGAUGCAAUGGAAAAAUGGAUUAUUUUCGGAUUUAUCUUGUGCCAUGGAAACUUGAAUACGGAUACCACAGCUCUGAACCUUUGGAAGCUAGCUCUUCAGAGCAGCUCUUGCCUGUCCCUGUUUCGGGAUGAAGUUUUCCAUAUUCACAAAGCGGCAGAAGACCUAUUCGUAAACAUAAGAGGCUACAACAAGCGUAUAAAUGAUAUAAGAGAAUGCAAAGAAGCAGCUGUCUCACACGCGGGCUCGAUGCAUCGGGAAAGACGUAAAUUUUUACGGUCUGCACUGAAGGAGUUAGCCACCGUCUUGUCGGAUCAGCCUGGUUUGUUAGGUCCCAAGGCCCUGUUUGUAUUUAUGGCAUUAUCCUUUGCUCGGGAUGAAAUCAUCUGGCUACUUCGCCACGCAGAUAACAUGCCGAAGAAGAGCGCUGACGACUUCAUAGAUAAGCACAUAGCUGAAUUGAUAUUCUACAUGGAAGAGCUAAGGGCCCAUGUGCGGAAGUAUGGACCAGUGAUGCAGAGAUACUAUGUGCAGUACCUCUCUGGAUUUGAUGCUGUGGUCUUAAAUGAACUUGUGCAGAAUCUCUCAGUGUGCCCUGAAGAUGAAUCAAUCAUCAUGUCCUCCUUUGUAAACACCAUGACCUCCCUAAGUGUAAAACAAGUUGAAGAUGGAGAAGUAUUUGAUUUCCGAGGAAUGAGAUUAGAUUGGUUUAGGUUGCAGGCGUACACCAGUGUCUCUAAGGCCUCUCUUGGCCUUGCCGAUCACAGGGAACUUGGGAAGAUGAUGAACACCAUCAUUUUCCACACAAAAAUGGUCGAUUCCUUGGUGGAGAUGUUGGUGGAAACGUCAGAUCUUUCCAUAUUUUGUUUUUAUAGCCGGGCUUUUGAGAAGAUGUUUCAGCAAUGCUUGGAGCUUCCCUCUCAGUCAAGAUAUUCCAUCGCGUUCCCGCUGCUCUGCACUCAUUUCAUGAGUUGUACUCACGAGCUGUGUCCAGAAGAGCGACAUCAUAUUGGAGAUCGAAGCCUUUCGUUGUGUAACAUGUUCUUGGACGAGAUGGCCAAGCAAGCCCGAAAUCUGAUCACCGAUAUUUGCACGGAGCAGUGCACUCUGAGCGACCAGUUGUUGCCAAAACACUGUGCCAAAACGAUCAGUCAAGCCGUAAACAAAAAGUCCAAAAAACAGACCGGAAAGAAAGGAGAACCCGAAAGGGAGAAACCAGGAGUCGAAAGCAUGAGGAAAAAUAGACUGGUGGUGACCAACCUUGAUAAACUGCACACCGCACUUUCUGAACUCUGUUUCUCGAUCAAUUAUGCCCCAAACAUGGUGGUUUGGGAGCACACUUUUACCCCAAGAGAGUACCUGACUUCUCAUCUGGAAAUCCGCUUCACCAAGUCAAUUGUCGGGAUGACUAUGUAUAAUCAAGCCACACAAGAGAUCGCAAAACCUUCAGAGCUCUUAACUAGCGUCAGAGCCUACAUGACAGUGCUUCAGUCCAUAGAAAACUACGUGCAAAUUGACAUCACAAGAGUGUUUAAUAAUGUUCUCCUUCAGCAAACCCAACAUUUAGACAGUCACGGGGAACCUACCAUCACCAGCCUGUACACCAAUUGGUAUUUGGAGACUUUGCUCAGACAAGUCAGCAAUGGCCAUAUAGCUUACUUCCCUGCAAUGAAGGCCUUUGUGAAUUUGCCAACCGAAAAUGAGUUGACGUUCAAUGCUGAAGAGUAUUCUGACAUAUCAGAAAUGAGAGCCCUGUCAGAAUUGCUGGGUCCUUAUGGAAUGAAAUUUCUGAGCGAAAGCCUUAUGUGGCAUAUUUCAUCCCAGGUUGCUGAACUUAAGAAACUCGUGGUGGAGAACGUGGAUGUGCUGACGCAAAUGAGGACCAGUUUCGACAAGCCGGACCAGAUGGCCGCCCUCUUUAAAAGAUUAUCCUCCGUCGACAGCGUUCUGAAGAGGAUGACGAUAAUCGGCGUAAUCCUGUCUUUCCGCUCCUUGGCACAAGAAGCACUGAGAGAUGUCUUAUCCUACCACAUUCCUUUCCUCGUAAGUUCAAUCGAAGACUUUAAGGAUCACAUUCCAAGGGAGACAGACAUGAAGGUUGCGAUGAACGUGUAUGAGCUGUCAUCAGCUGCUGGAUUGCCUUGUGAGAUCGACCCGGCUUUGGUUGUAGCGCUGUCCUCCCAAAAAUCAGAAAAUAUAAGUCCGGAAGAAGAAUAUAAAAUUGCCUGUCUUCUCAUGGUCUUUGUGGCAGUGUCCUUGCCAACACUGGCUAGUAAUGUCAUGUCUCAGUACAGUCCUGCUAUUGAAGGACAUUGCAACAACAUCCAUUGCCUGGCGAAAGCCAUCAAUCAGAUCGCGGCCGCCCUGUUCACCAUUCACAAGGGGAGCAUCGAGGACCGUCUUAAAGAAUUUCUGGCCCUUGCCUCAUCCAGUCUACUGAAAAUUGGACAGGAGACGGAUAAAACUACUACAAGAAACAGGGAAUCCGUCUAUUUACUACUUGACAUGAUUGUGCAGGAAUCCCCGUUCCUGACCAUGGACCUCCUGGAGUCUUGUUUUCCCUACGUGUUGCUGAGAAACGCCUACCACGCGGUCUACAAGCAAAGCGUUAUAUCUUCUGCAUAAAUACCCACUUCUCGAAGCCAAGUUUCAGCACGUAUUUCUGUUGCCUCGGUUUUACCUGUAAACUGUGGAGCUGUCCUUCUUUCUGGCUGACAAAUGGUUUUGUGGUUUCCGAUUCUUUUUUUCCCCUCAUGCGGUUGUACUUCUGAUCAGUGGUUUCUUAAUAUGGUUGUACUGCAGUAGACGCUUGGUUGAUUUAGGUUGCACAUUCACUGAAAUUACUCAUCUUCAUUUUAGGGCGUCAGGUUGCAAGUCACUUCACACCUACGUGGUCUUUGAUAUUGGAUAAUGCAGAGCCUACUUGCCUGUUUAUUUCAGAGGAGAAACUGUAUUCUAGUGAUUAUUUUAGAUAGUGUCCUAGCUUUCAUCUGUGUGUAAAUUAUUUCAUAUAGGGAGAGUUCUGAUCCGUACCUCUCGCUCUUUGGAUGUGCAUUUCGGUGAAGUAGUGACGUUUCCAUUUUUCUUCAGUUUGAAACAUUUGCCAAACCGAAUUCGCUGCCACUAGGUAACCUUUAAGAUGGAAACGUUAUGAGGCUGCUAAUCGUUAGAAGCAGACGGUGCCCCGGUAUUCUUAAACAGCGACAGAUGGUUGUUGUUUGUAUAAAGUUGAGCGCCUUUUUUUAGACUAACUUCCGUGGUGCCGCGUUGGCAUUAGCACUACCAUCGUACCCCUGCUGUAUAAUAAACAUCCUCACACGUUUACCCGCUGUUGAUACGACGUUAGCCCUUAACCACUUUUUAUAUGUUUUAAAUUUUGGAAAUUCGAGUGUACCUUCCAUAGCAUACAAUAAACACUAGACUCUACCA
Messenger RNA from Tachyglossus aculeatus (Australian echidna), 4241 nucleotides. It is a transcript of the gene NCKAP1, whose product is annotated as NCK associated protein 1. The record is from RefSeq and is a predicted model, not a curated record. Bases 33 to 3437 code for a protein of 1134 amino acids. Lineage: Eukaryota; Metazoa; Chordata; Mammalia; Monotremata; Tachyglossidae. Gene Ontology annotation, cellular component: SCAR complex. The transcript is spliced from 32 exons. Gene Ontology annotation, biological process: cell migration; neuron projection morphogenesis; cortical actin cytoskeleton organization.